AGCGUCGAGCAGCAGCUCGCUGUAGCUGCGUUCAAAUUCAGCCAUACACAGCGCACUGCUCACUUUAUCUAGCUCAUUUGAAAGAAAAAACUCAGUGUUGCCGGUUUAACGAUGCGGCUCAACGGGAAUAACCGGGGAAACGCUGAUAUCUGCUGACAGAGGAGAGAAAGCGAUCGCCUCUAAUUACAGCAUCCGGAACUGGCAGCAUCGCUUUUAUGCGCCAAGAAGAUGGUGAAUAGAGCUAACGGUGAGAAGCUGUGAGUUUUGCUGAGUCUCUAUUAAGGCAGCUUUCUUCGGUCAUGUUGCUCUUGAGUGGUGAGAGGAGAACGUGAGGAUAGUGUUGCAGAGAUAGACAGCGAGUGGAAGAGAUAGAGACAGAGUGUGAAAGAGGGAGAGCUGCCUUUGCGGGCAUGUCACACCACCAUUCGCGAGGGCACCAGGGCCGUGCCUCCAGCAUGGAGGAAAGAAGUGCCACACCCGUCCACAAGAGUUCCACCCCCACACACAAGAGUGGUUCUUCCUCCUCCUCCUCCCAAAGGGACAGCAGACAGGAGGCAGACAGCUGGGAGAUCAUUGAAGGGCUGAAGAUCGGGCAGACGAAUGUCCAGAGGCCUGAUAAACAUGAAGGGUUUAUGCUGAAGAAGAGAAAAUGGCCGCUGAAGGGCUGGCACAAGCGUUUUUUUGUUCUGGACAAUGGAAUCUUGAAGUACUCCAAGUCCCCCAUAGACAUUCAGAAAGGAAAGCUCCAUGGCAGUAUUGAUGUAGGUCUGUCUGUGAUGUCCAUAAAGAAGAGAGCUCGGCGCAUAGACCUUGACACAGAGGAGCACAUCUAUCAUCUCAAGGUGAAGUCUCCAGACGUGUUUGAUGCCUGGGUGUGUAAGCUGCGUCACCACCGUUUGUACAGGCAGAAUGAGAUUGUGCGCUCCCCUCGCGAUGCCAGCUUACGAGCCUUCCCUCCUCCCGCCAGCCUUGAGUCACCUCAGACAACCCCCUCUUCUGCUCACGAAACCAAGCAGCAGGUGAAGCCCAGCUCUCUGCCCUGGCAGCAGCCCCUGACCUGCACCACCAGCUUGCCACCCUCCUGCAGCAAUGGCCAGAGCAAAGUAGCAGCAUGGCUGCAGGAGUCAGAGGAAAUGGACAAGUGUGCAGAAGAACUUGCACACUGUCAGUCUAGUCUGAUGGAGCUGAGCCGGUUACUGCAGAGUCUGGAGAUUUUACAGAGAACACAGUCAGCACCAAGCUUCACAGACAUGCAGAGUAACUGUGUAGAGUUAUCAAAGAAAGACAAGAGAGUCAGCAGAAGAUGGAGAACAAAAAGUGUCAGCAAAGACGCAAAAAUGCAACUGCAGGUUCCUUUGAGUGCUACCCGGUCGGCAGUGCGUCUUCAUUCCUCUAACCCAAAUCUAUGCGCGGAGCUUGCUGAGUACCAAACCCCUGUUACCCGUCUAGCUGAUAGCAUUGAAUGUGCCACCGAUUACAUCAAACUGCAGGAAGAUUUUUGCAUUAUCGCUCAGAAAGUGCACUCACUGCUAAAGUCUGCCUUUAACACGGUGGCCAUAGAGAAGGAGAAGAUCAAACAGGUGCUGUCAGAGCAGGAGCACUCCAGUCAGUCAGCUCAGAUUGUGACCCUGCGGCGCUCACUGUCACAGGCCCUGUCCCAGAACGCAGAAUUGAAGACCCGCCUGAAUCGUAUCCACUCAGAGUCCGUGCUCUCAGACCAGGUGGUCAGCGUCAACAUAAUCAGUAGUCCUGAUGAGGCAAGUGAACAGAUCCAUGUGGGGAUUCCUCUCACACAGCAGGCCUCCAAUGAAAGCAGACUCUCUAUGUCAGAAUCUGUCUCUGAGUUCUUUGACGCUCAGGAAGUGCUGCUUUCAGCCAGCUCAUCAGAGAACGAGGCCUCUGAUGAUGAGUCUUACGUCAGUGAUGUGAGUGAUAACAUUUCAGAGGACAACGCCAGCGUCACUGAUAAUGUUUCUCGACAAAUGCCGAAUGGAGAUCUGGCUGGGGGUGUGUUCCGUAAUGGGCGACGGACAUGCUUACCUGCCCCUUCCCCUGACACCUCCAACAUUAACCUGUGGAACAUCUUGAGGAACAAUAUUGGUAAAGACCUGUCCAAAGUGUCAAUGCCCGUGGAGCUGAACGAGCCGCUAAACACGCUGCAGCACAUGUGUGAGGAACUGGAGUACACAGAGCUUCUGGACAAAGCAGCUGAGACUGACGACCCUUAUGAACGCAUGGCGCUGGUAGCUGCAUUUGCUGUCUCAGCGUACUCCUCCACGUACUACCGUGCAGGCAGCAAGCCCUUUAACCCCAUACUGGGAGAGACUUAUGAAUGUAUCCGGGAAGACAAAGGCUUCUGCUUCUUCUCUGAACAGGUGAGCCACCACCCCCCUGUCUCUGCCUGCCACUGUGAGUCCAAAAACUUCACUUUCUGGCAAGAUGUCAGAUGGAAAAACAAGUUCUGGGGGAAGUCUAUGGAAAUCCUCCCCAUUGGCACAGUAAAUGUGAUGUUGCCCAGUUAUGGUGACCACUACGAAUGGAAUAAAGUCACCACCUGUGUGCACAAUAUUCUUAGUGGAAGGAGGUGGAUUGAGCACUAUGGAGAGAUCACUAUCAGAAAUACCAAGACCAGUACCUGUAUCUGCAAACUCACCUUCAUCAAGGGUAACUACUGGAGCUCCAAUGUGAAUGAGGUACAGGGCUUUGUGAUGGAUCAAGAGGGGAAGGUGGUUCACAGACUGUUUGGGAAAUGGCAUGAAGGUCUUUACUGUGGAGUCCCACCCUCUGCCAAAUGCAUCUGGAGACCAGGCUCCAUGCCUACCGACUAUGAGCUCUACUAUGGGUUCACUAGAUUUGCUAUUGAGCUGAAUGAGUUUUGUCCGGAGAUGACGGAGCUUCUACCACCUACAGAUGCUCGCUUCAGACCAGAUCAGAGGUAUUUGGAGGAGGGAAAGGUGGAGUUGGCUGCAGCUGAGAAACAGAGGAUUGAAGAGCUACAGCGGGCCCGGAGGAAGUGGCAUGAAGAGAACAACACAAAACACCAGCCACGCUUUUUUAAGAAAGUUGUAGACUCAAACCAGAGAGAGAGGUGGGUGUCUAAUAACACGUACUGGGAGCUGCGCAAGGAGCCAGGCUUCCUUAAGAUGGAAAACCCUCAACUGUGGUAGCAUCCAAAUACCUGUACAAAACAUAUCACCAUUGCUACAGACUAUAGAAGCUUUACCUAUGCACAAUGCUGCUUACAGUGAAGCGCAGUGGGACUGGACAUACCAACGACUUUGGCACGGCUCCAGGCACACACUGAAGGAAAGCAAAUGAUGAAUGAAGACAGACUCUGCACAUCAUUGCACCACCCCUCCUCUUCCAGAAUUUCCCUCACCAUAGUAACAUGCAGAGACAGGGUCAUCGUCAUGGCAACCGCCCGAGUUGUAGAGUUAUCCUAAUGAAGCCUGUUGGGCUUUCCGUUACGUCCUUGCCUUAAGAAGCCACUUGUUAACAACCCAGUUUUAUGCUUUUAGUCAAACCCAUAUGAUUUCAAGUGCUCUGAUUUAGAACUGACAGUGUGAAUUAUCUCUUGGUUACAAAUACAGUAUCUACAGAAUAUUCUGCAUGUUUAGAAGGCAGCUUUCAUUGGCACAUGCUAUAAUGACUUGUCAAUACAUCAUUUGUAGUUUAAAAAUGUAAUGGUAUUUUUGUAAAACGUCAAAGCUUAGAAGCUCUUUGCCAGUGUGGGGUCAGUGAGUAGACCCACGUGGGAGAGUAGAAACAGACCAGCCAGUCCUAUUCAUGGUUUCUGAAAAAGGGGCAUCCCUUUUCCUUCAGCUCCAUCUGCUAUCUUUAGAUAUAUCCAGGGAAUAAGAACAGGACUUGCCUCAGUGAGGUUAGUGACUUGGUUCAGUGAUUAGAAACUGUAUUUUGUCAGGUUUCAUAAUGUGUUCUUAAAAAUGUAUACACUUAUAACACUCCCAAAGAUUUGGACCCUUUUGCAGAGGGCUGACCAGGAUAGCAGACCAUUUGAGCAGCCCAUGAACUACAGUACCAUGCAUCUCUGCUUUGAAAAGCUGUUCUAACAAGAUAACCUCCAGUUUUCUGUCCAUUGUGCUCACCAGAAACUAUCAAGGUGUUUUAUACAUUUACAUUUAUUCAUUUGGCAGACACUCUUAUCUUGAGCAGCAUAUAGUGGAUAUAAAAGUGUACACACAUUCAGAUAGCAAUCAACAAAAUUCUAAGUAAUUAUUAGGUAAAAUUGAAAUAAAAAAUAUACCAUACCUUAGUUGCAUAUAUAUGCACAACUUUUUAAAAGGUAGCUGAAGCUGUGCUCACAAAUCACAUUCAAUACAAUGUCCAAAGACCUGCCAUUAAUGAAAGUAAUUCUGAUAAACCCCAAGUAAAAUUCCUGACAUUUUCAUGAUUCCAUCCUUCGUGAUAGAAAUGCUUCAUGAAGGCCUGGAAAAUAUACUCAGGUCAGGAAAAUCCUCAAACAUUAAUGACAGGACAAGAAGAUAACUUAUCAACGAGGCCAUCAAGAGACCUACAGCAACAUUUAAAAAGCUGUAGGAAUUUCUGUCAGGUAGUGGUCACUCCUUGCAUGUGACAGUAAUCCCCCAUAUUCUGCUUAUGUAUGGGCAACAGAUUACAGUUGAAAAACUGAAUCAAUUUUUUACAAAAAGAUCAUCCAAUCCCAUCUAAAGUUUGAAAAAUAUAUAUGUUAAAUCACCUAAAACCAUCUCAUAACACAGUUUUAUUUGAAGGAGUAACUCCAAAUAUCAAGCUGUUUUGACACAAAACAUCUGCAAAUUGAAAAGAAUUUCACCUUCCAAAUGAUACUGACCCAACGCCCACAACCAAGGAAUGAUUUAAAAAGGGAAAAUCUGUGUCUUAGAAUGGCCCAAUCAGAGCUUGGAACCUGUGAAAUGGCCUAAAUUGGAUUGUGCACAUGAGAUUUUAAGGGAGCUUGAUUUUUUUAUGCAAGGAAGAGUGGGAUAAAAUUGCAUAGGUGAAAAAGUGUAUGUGUCAAAGGUUCAUAGUGACUUUAACAAAGUCUGCUUAUUAAUUUUCCUAAUAGUCACAUAUGAAUUAGUUUAUCUCUUUAAUUUUGUUGAUUGUAAUGUCACUCUAAAGAUGGAAAAAUGUGAGGUAUAUGAAAUACAUGAUAUAUCUUGAUCACAAAUACCUGCAAUUUCAAUAAGGCACAGUGGUGCACUGUCACCUCACAGAAGGAAGGGCCUGGGUGACCAAAGACAUGCAGUCAGGAGAAUUUGAGAUGCUAAAUUGCCCCUAUGUGUGAAUGUGUGUGUGAAUGUAUUUCAGUGUGUCUGCCUUGUGAAGGACUGGCGACCUGUCCAGGGUGUUUCUUGCCUUUCACCCAAUGACUGCUGGGUCAGGCUCCAGGAUAAGCAGCUUAGAUAGUGUGUGUGUGUGUGUGUGUGUGUGUGUGUGUGUGUGUGUCCACUGUACAUAAAGUGUUUUUUCCUAAAUUUAAUUUAAGCCACAUUUGCAUUUAGUGUGAUUUAUUGCUGUCUUUAAGAUGCUACUAAAAUGCAGGUGGAGCACUUUACACACUACUCACCUGUGAAUGCAGACAUAUCCCAGGCUAGUAUUUUUAGAAUUGCUCAUUGACAAAAGCUUAAAACUCUUAUUAAUAUACUUGCAACAACUUGUGUUGUUUUAAAAUUUACUGUUUUUUUACCUGAUUUAUUUAUGGGAUUCAGUUGUUUUAAGUGUUUUAGUCCAACAGUUGUUAAGGUUGCCGCGUUAUGGAAUGUAAGUGUAGAGUAUUGGGCUGGAAGUCAAAGGUGUGUAGGUUUUUGUUUUGUUUUGGGUUUUUUUUCUCAGUUGGUACAUGUGCCAGGUUUAGGACAUCCUUAACUCUUUCUCUUGCUGCAUGACUCCCAAACUGCUCAGAAUGAACAUAGCUGCUGUAUUAUUACUGCACCAGAGACACCUGCUGGCCAUCUCACACAGUACUUCAUACAGGUCAGAACUUUUCAAAGUAGAGGACUUUUAACUUUCAAGAAUGCAGUCAUUGGUCAGGAAGAACCUGUUCUUGAAUCAGGACUCUUGUUCUAAGACAAUAAAUAUAAAUAUGGGCCUAGGUGUCAGAAACCUCAAGAGUUUUUCAAAGCAUCAUCAGUGUGAAAAAUGAAUUACUGCUUGUAGAUGAUGUUUUGGGCAAUGUUUGGAAUUCCUUUUCUGAUUCUAACCAAAGAGGGUUUUUAUUAAUGUAAAAAUGCCCAGAGUUUAUUUUGCUGAGUGAACAAUUUUCAAUUUCAGUUUCAAUUUUUCUCUUUUACGCAGAUCUAUGCCCACAACCUCUUAACCAAAAUUAACGGUUUGCUCCUUAGCACUGAUUGCUUUUACCACAACAUACUAUUCCAGUUCUAGACACUUUGUUCACAAAAUGUACUUCUUUUUACUGCUUAUGAGGACACAUUGCAUCAGUCAUGGUGUAAUUCUUUAUAGCUUCUAUUCAUUGUAAUGUUGACUGUGCUGGAUUUACUUGCUGUACUUUUAUUUUAUCUCAAACAGUUCACAAGAGACAAAGUCAGGUGUUUAUUUUAGAUAGUUUAUGUAGAUUAUAUGGCACAAAAUGCUCUCUUAUAGAAUGUCAUGUCAGUAGGUUACUGAAAUACUGAUGGUAGAAAAACAUUGUGUGUGAUUAAUGUAGUCAGUUACAUAUCUCUGAACAUAGGUUCUCUCUCACAAUGAAAUCAUAUCUCGUUGUAUCAGUCCCACUUGCUGUGCCUUAACGCAUCUGUAAUCACAUUAACUCACUGUACCGCACAAAGAUCAUAAUGUCUCUCAACUACUGGACACAUCCUAUGUACUGCACACCAAUGCACUUUCCCACAGUAGCUCUGCUGUGCAUAGCAGCAGCUGAACGCUUUCCAACAUUUGAUGAACUUUUCGUCCAUAAUCUGUAACCUGAGAAAAAUAAGCAUGUACUUAGAGACUUUAAAUUAAUGCAGUCACCUUACUAACAAAGGAGUCCUGGUACAACUGUUUGUAUUAGGUAUUUUAGAAUUUAAAGUGUAUUACCUUUAACAGAAGAAAGAACAGCACAUCAGAAAGGUCGCAUUGCUUUCCAGCUCAGAGGCGGAGACCACGUAGAACUCUUGACUAGCUCAUGUGUUGUCAUGUUUUUCUAACUGCAUGUGUACAUGACAUAGCCUGCCAAUGAACGUUGCUGAUGCCUUAUAAAGACAUUUCAUUUAAUUUCUGGUUUGUAUGUUUAUUCAUUGGUUUUGUUUCCCUUAUGUCCAGACCAACAAAUUCCUUUCCACUCUGUGUGGAACCGUCUGGCGAAAUGAAUCCAUUUUAACAAUGGGGUUCCUUGAACAAGUGCAAUUGUAUAAAUACAUAUCUCUAUCUCCAUGAUCACUGUACACAGCUGCUACCUAGUGCUUGUUCCAAUAUACCAAACUACUGGAAA
Pygocentrus nattereri (red-bellied piranha) is the source of this 7432-nucleotide messenger RNA. It is a transcript of the gene osbpl6, whose product is annotated as oxysterol binding protein-like 6. Bases 411 to 3167 code for a protein of 918 amino acids. Lineage: Eukaryota; Metazoa; Chordata; Actinopteri; Characiformes; Serrasalmidae. The record is from RefSeq and is a predicted model, not a curated record. Gene Ontology annotation, cellular component: perinuclear endoplasmic reticulum; plasma membrane; cytosol. The transcript is spliced from 23 exons. Gene Ontology annotation, molecular function: cholesterol binding.